CAGAUUCUGACGCUGUCACCACUGCCACGUCUGCUGUCCCCAACGGCCACCUCCUCAGGGCCAGCAAGAUGCAAUUUGAGAUGCACGACAACGUGAAAGGCAAAGCCAUGUCCUACCCAGUGACCAGCCAGCCCCAGGGUGCCAGCAGCUACCAGUGCCAGCUCAGUGACUGGAACACCACUCUCAUGGACUGCUGCAGUGACAUGCCCAUCUGUCUGUGCGGCACUUUCGUCCCUCUGUGCCUCGCCUGCCGCAUCUCCGACGACUUCGGCGAGUGCUGCGGCACUCCCUGCCUGCCCGGAAGCCUGAACUCCCUGCGCACCGGCAUGCGCGAGCGCUACCACAUCCAGGGCUCUAUCGCGAAAGACUGGGCGGCCCUCACCUUUUGUUUGCCCUGCGCCCUCUGUCAGAUGGCGCGGGAGCUGAAGAUCCGAGAGUAAAGACGUUCCCCUCACCUUUCUCCUUUUCCACCCGUCAUGCCUGCCCUCCUCUGCCUUCUCCUGGGAGGUCCUGACCCUCCGCCCUAUCCCACUACCAGAAAUGCACCCACAAUAAAAAAAAAAAAAAACCUAAAAACCAA
Delphinapterus leucas (beluga whale) is the source of this 580-nucleotide messenger RNA. RefSeq names its product cornifelin (gene CNFN). Lineage: Eukaryota; Metazoa; Chordata; Mammalia; Artiodactyla; Monodontidae. The record is from RefSeq and is a predicted model, not a curated record.